Molecule: messenger RNA, 1272 nt
Organism: Thamnophis sirtalis
Lineage: Eukaryota; Metazoa; Chordata; Lepidosauria; Squamata; Natricidae
Source: RefSeq, a predicted model, not a curated record
AAGAUGAAUCAGGACUUCUCACAGUUCCCGAUGGAUGGAAAGAACCACCUUUUACCAGAGAAGAUAACCCUAAAGGGCUUCUGGAAGAAAGCAGCUUUGCUACUCUUUUCCCUAAAUACAGAGAAGCUUACUUGAAGGAAUGCUGGCCAUUAGUGCAGAAAGCUUUGAAUGAACAUCAUAUAAAUGCAGUUUUAGACCUAAUUGAAGGAAGCAUGACUGUCAGCACAACAAAGAAGACCUUUGAUCCAUAUAUCAUCAUCAGAGCCCGAGAUUUAAUAAAACUUAUAGCCAGAAGUGUUCCAUUUGAACAGUCUGUACGUGUCCUUGAAGAUGAUAUUGCAUGUGACAUCAUUAAAAUAGGGUCCUUGGUCAGAAAUAGAGAAAGAUUUAUAAAAAGAAGGCAAAGGCUUAUUGGUCCAAAUGGAUCUACUCUAAAGGCGCUAGAAAUAUUAACCAGCUGCUAUAUCAUGGUUCAGGGGAACACUGUUUCAGCUCUUGGACCUUUUAAUGGUUUAAAAGAGGUUAGGAAAGUUGUUUUGGAUACCAUGAAGAAUAUUCAUCCCAUAUAUAAUAUCAAGGCAAAGCAAGCAGAAGCAAUUAACAAGCGACAAGAAGAGAGAAAUAAAGCUUUUAUUCCACCUAAAGAAAAGCCUGUUGUAAAACCAAGGAAAACGACAACUGAAACAAAGAUUGAUAUUGAUGCAAUUAAAGAAAAGAUUAAAAAAGCAAAGAAGAAGAAGCUUGGAGCACUACCAGAAGAAGAAGUUAAAUUAAAAAUUGCAGCAGGUGAAAAGAAAAAGAAACCAUCUUUAAAGCUAUAGCACUUCACUUUUUGCAAGGAGGAAAGCUAUGAACUCAGCUAAUGUAGAAGAUGAAAAGGUGCAUUCCUGGAAGGAAGAAAGGAAAAAUAGCUUUCCAAAUUUUUAACCUAAAACUGACAUCUUGUUCUGUUGUAUUUUAAGCAAUAUGGGAAAUAGUUCCAUACAUGUGAUAUCCAUUAGAAUAAACAAUUGACUUUUAGCUGUUGGUGUAAAAGUGGCAGUAUACACAGGAUUAUCAUUGAGAAGAUUUUAUGCAGUAUACAAAGACUUACCAACAAACUUGGAUUUAUUUGUUUUAUUGCAUGGGACUCUGAAAAAUUGUUAUCUAGAACAUUACAAAAAAUAACAGGUUUUCUGUGUGGCAGCUGAAACAUUUUCUAAAUAAAUGUAUAUUGCUUCAUUAAUUGAUGUUUUUUGUUUACUAGACUUUCAUAAACUUUUUGGAAGAGGA